Molecule: messenger RNA, 826 nt
Organism: Cylicocyclus nassatus
Lineage: Eukaryota; Metazoa; Nematoda; Chromadorea; Rhabditida; Strongylidae
Source: the annotation of a GenBank genome assembly
CUCUAGGUUUGGACAUUGCACAUACAAUGCUGUUAAGUGCCUUAUGAUAUGUAACACAGUGCCAUCGGAUUAUGCUGCCCUCGUUGGUGAUUUUCGUCACUGUCUACUUUUUUCGCAGCAUUUAUGCCGUGAUAGAAAAUCGAUGUUGUUGUGGCUGCCCACUGACACCAUGCCCAGUUGAACUCAAAGCAGAAUGUCCAGAUCCAACAUUGUCUUGUUCCAUCUAUCAGCCGAACUCUACUUUUCCAAUGGUUGAUUGUCGAGUGCUUCUUGGAGCUUCCACGAAUCCAGACAAGGAAUAUGAAUUCGUGCCAAUUGGAAAGGACAGUUUCAAAAAGGAAUUUACCACAACCAAAACAAUAAUAAAUAUGCCCACAAUGACUCCAAGCCAAGAUGUAGGCGGAGGAGGAAGCCCAAUGAUGGCACCUACUCCAUUGUUUAGUCCGCUGAUUCAACCUACGAUUACCGGUACGCAAAACAACAUUCCCAGAGCUCUACGUCCACCUGGACCACCAUUACCUCAAACGCCCCCCUAUGGUCUUGGCUAUGAAUUGGGCAACAUGCUAGGAAAAAUUAUCGACAGUGUCAGAGAUCUCGUUGGAGUAACUUUGGCAAAUGCAAUCCCUCAACCGAUGCCCUUGUUAACAAACAGAUGAAUUUGUUUUAUUCUCCAAUGAUAGAAACGGUUAGGAAAUAGGAACGAAGAAAACAAAAUGGGAAAAAAAUCAUUUGAGAUCAUAUGUUCUGUUGACCACGCAUUUGAUGGGAUAUGAACCUGGUUACGUUGUACAAAUGAAGAAUUGCGAGAAUUAUGAAUUACAUGUAU